Molecule: messenger RNA, 2328 nt
Organism: Ictalurus furcatus (blue catfish)
Lineage: Eukaryota; Metazoa; Chordata; Actinopteri; Siluriformes; Ictaluridae
Gene: slc7a6
Product: solute carrier family 7 member 6
Exons: 10
Coding region: 243-1766 (507 amino acids)
Biological process (GO): amino acid transmembrane transport
Cellular component (GO): membrane
Molecular function (GO): L-amino acid transmembrane transporter activity
Source: RefSeq, a predicted model, not a curated record
GUGAGUGAACUCUGAUUGGCUGAUUGCGCGAUUAAAGCGCGUGUGAGCCACGUGACCGCAGGGGUUUGCCGGUGUCACGUGAUCCUCCGGCGGCUUGUCUACCGUGUUGAGGAGUGAGGAGGGCGUGAGAGGAGGGAGUGAGAGGAUGCUCCUCGGUGUGUCCGGUGUGUCCGGUGUUCAGGAGUUCAGUUCCAGUUCCAGCUCCAGCUGAGACCCGGAGGACGGGACGAGAUCGAAGCAGGAUGCAGCGUUUGUUCCUCCACCAGCUCGAGGGCAGAAUGGAGAACGGUUCUGGUUCUGGUACCGGUGCGUUAAACAGACGUCGCUCCGGGGGAACAGAAGAGUCCCGGCCCAGAGAGACGAUGCAGCUGAAGAAGGAGAUCUCGCUCCUGAACGGUAUCAGCCUCAUCGUGGGAAACAUGAUCGGCUCGGGGAUCUUCGUCUCGCCUAAAGGUGUGCUGAUCUACAGCGCCUCCUACGGGCUGUCGCUGGUCAUCUGGGCCAUCGGCGGAAUCUUCUCCGUGAUUGGUGCUCUGUGUUACGCUGAACUGGGCACCACCAUCACCAAGUCAGGUGCUAGCUACGCCUAUAUCCUGGAGUCAUUCGGAGGCUUUCUGGCGUUUAUUCGGCUCUGGACGUCGCUCCUCAUCAUCGAGCCCACCAGCCAGGCCAUCAUCGCCAUCACCUUCGCCAACUACCUGGUGCAGCCCAUGUUCCCCAGCUGCGAGCCGCCGUACUCCGCCUCUCGGCUCAUCGCCGCGGCCUGCAUCUGUUUGUUGACGUUCAUUAACGCGGCGCAUGUGAAGUGGGGUACCAGAGUGCAGGACAUCUUCACCUACGCCAAAGUUCUGGCCCUCAUCGUUAUAAUCAUUACAGGCCUGGUGAAGCUGUGUCAGGGUCGUACAGAAAACUUCGAGGGUUUUUUCCAGGGCUCGUCUCAUGACCCGGGAGACGUUGCCCUGGCCCUGUACUCCGCCCUGUUCUCCUACUCGGGCUGGGACACUCUGAACUAUGUCACUGAGGAAAUCAAGAACCCAGAGAGGAAUCUUCCUCUGGCCAUAGCCGUGUCCAUGCCAGUCGUCACCAUCAUCUACAUCCUGACCAACGUGGCCUACUACGCCGUGCUGGACAUGAGCUCCAUCCUCGCCAGCGACGCCGUGGCUGUGACGUUUGCCGAUCACACUUUAGGUGUAAUGAGCUGGACAAUCCCCAUCGCUGUGGCUCUGUCCUGCUACGGUGGACUCAACUCCUCCAUCAUUGCAGCAUCCAGGCUUUUCUUCGUCGGCUCUCGGGAAGGUCAUCUCCCCAAUGCUCUAUCGAUGAUCCACGUGCAGAGGUUCACGCCCAUCCCUGCGCUCCUCUUCAACUGUGCCAUGGCUCUGAUCUACCUGACCGUGCAGGAUGUGUUCCAGCUGAUUAACUACUACAGCUUCAGCUAUUGGUUCUUCGUCGGUUUGUCCAUCGCUGGACAGGUCUACUUACGCUGGAAAGAUCCGGAGAGACCGCGGCCUGUGAAGUUGUCCCUGGUGUACCCUGUGGUGUUCUGCUUGUGUACGGUGUUCCUGGUCACAGUACCCCUCUACAGUGACCCACUCAGCUCCUUCAUCGGCAUCGCCAUCGCUCUCUCGGGCGUUCCCGUGUACUUCCUGGGCGUUCACCUCCCCGAGUCCAAACGGCCACCGUUCAUCUCCGCACUGCUGCGUUCUGUCACUCGAUUCACUCAGUUCACGUGUUUCUGCGUUCUCACGGAGAUGGAUCCUGUGUAAAAAAGAACUGCUUCUCCAGCCCAAUGUGUUCUGGACACCUACAGUCAGGUGAAGGAGCCCCGUCAUGUGACCUGGGACUAGUUGUCCUCUAAGAGACGUGUGCGUGUGUGUGUGUGAGGUGCCUUACAAGGGACGUGAGCCGAUGGACUUCCGAUCGUCUUCCUCAAAUAUAUUUAUCCAUCUGUGUUUUGGAAUUCUAACGGACUCUUUUUAUAUAAUGGUGUAAAAAAAGCGAGUUAUUUAUUAGCUACAUUUAUUUGAGAUGUUUUGGAUAUUUAGAAAGUCUCUUCUACGCUGCAAACAUUCACGUCCUGGCGAGUGAAAUUAUCUCUAAUAUAUUCAGAUUGAUCUAAUUUGCUGUUACAGUAAACCCAGUAUGAGAUAAUUCGACCGAUUUUCAUUCAAUAAAAUUAGGGUUUUUUUUUUUUUAUUUUAGGGAAAAAUAUAAAGCUUGAAAUUAGUAAAACUGGGAGGGGGGGGAAAAAAAAGCUGCAUAAUCUUGUAUUUGAUUAAUAUAUAUAAAAUGGAUAAACUUGUCCAUAUUAAAGAUAUUUUCACUUGA